Messenger RNA from Lates calcarifer (barramundi perch), 7765 nucleotides. RefSeq names its product shroom family member 1 (gene shroom1). The transcript has 9 exons. Gene Ontology annotation, molecular function: actin filament binding. The coding region runs from base 446 to 5248 and encodes 1600 amino acids. Gene Ontology annotation, biological process: actin filament organization. Lineage: Eukaryota; Metazoa; Chordata; Actinopteri; Centropomidae. The record is from RefSeq and is a predicted model, not a curated record. Gene Ontology annotation, cellular component: apical plasma membrane; cortical actin cytoskeleton; apical junction complex.
CCAGGGAACAAGGUAAGCUAACUUCGAGCGGAGGAAAAGGAAAGCUCAUUACCGGCGGGAGGGGGUUUUGUGAGACACGCCAGCCAUCGAUAGAUAAAAGUGAAUUCUGCCUGUCAGUGUAUGUCAGUGUAUAUUUUGUUUUUAGCGUUAUUCAUUCGAGAUGAGGACUCAAAGAUUCCGAGAGGACUACAAGUUGAAAACCGCGAAGUGACCGGGAAUCAUCAGGACCUACUGAGCAGGCCAUCUCAAGAGGCUUUAAAUAAACAAAAACGAGGCAGGAAAAUGACCUAGUUAUCAACAAGCGUGACGGACAACCUGGUGCAAAUGUGUUGGUGGUAAUUCCCCCAGUUUCACCCGCAAGGCAGACACAUGCAUCAGCGCGCAUACACGCACGACACACUAACAAACCCUGCCCUUCCCUUCCUGCCGUCCGCCCUGGUCCUCCAUGGAUACCUACAACUUCCACUUUGAGAGAAUGAGCAACGUGGACCUGCAUCCUCUGAGCCUGCCUGUCAGCCGGCUUUCUCCAGCCAAGUCCAACAGCAGCAUCGUCGACCAACUCACUCACCACCAACACGGCAAAGGAGACUCCGCCUAUAGCUCCUUCUCUGGUGGGUCCACUGCCCCAGACUACCCCUCACCCUUCCUCCCAGAUGACCUACAGUCCAGCUCCUUCAGCCACUAUGCUGAUCUUAAGUACGUAAGGUCCAUUUACCAUCCCACCCAGGUUCUGCAGUCUGAUUCAAAGACCAUGGACCAGCUCUAUCGCUCUGUGGAAGCGAUCUCUCAGCACUAUCGCAACAGUGCCAGCACCAAUGCAAACCACCACAACCACAAUGGCAAUGACAGUUUCCAUACCAACAACAAAGCACUCUCUAAACAAGAGGUGCCUAUGGGGGCUCCAUCCCAAAGUGCUUACCCUCCUGUCCAUCCUCCUCCAGUCCCAGCAAGGUUGGAUAGUUUCAUAGCCACAAAAAACCUGGAGAACAGCAGGGUCCACCACCACGGUACUGACUUUCAACCCCAGCAGCCGCAGCCUCAACAACAGCCCAGACCCUUCAAUCGACUCCAUCCACAGCACCAUGGUGUGAAUGCCCGGAGCCCUGAGAAGGCUAACCCAGAUACGGGCUUCAAUUCUGAGCCAGUGUAUUCAGUUUGGAGGGGCUCUCAACAGCAGCAACCACAGGCCCAGCAGCCAUCUAGCUACCGCACUCACCUACAGCCUCAUGAUCAGACCAGGGUGCCGCUGAACCAAGAAUACCUAUACAUCACGGAUAACAAAGCUGCCUCUGAGCUGCAGAAAUCUACAAACAUCCUAAGCAGAUCACCUCCCAGAGGCACAAGCCAGCCCGAGCACCUGAAAUCUAGACAGCUCUCAACCAGCGGUGGAUGUAAUGGAGAUCAUUACAACAAGUCCAGUGGUAGCCAUUUUGAGAGCAAGGGCAAAAGGGCACACUCAGCUCACGAUUGGGUCGGGUCAGAGCCGCCCCGAGCUGCCAGCCCCUGGAAUGCUGGUCAGAGUUUUAUCAACAGCAGCAUCCAGCAUAAGGGUCAGUUCUACUUUGUCACGGGAGUGUGUAAGCUGUCUGACUCUGGCGUGAGGACGUAUUCUGCAUCUGUUUGUGGGUCUGACGCCGGGAGUGAGAGCUCCUCUGUGGUGGAGAGGCCCCGUAUGACAGAAAAAGAAAGAAGACACAGCACAAUGGAUCAUUUGUUUCGACCUCUUCAGGAGAGUUCUCGCAGUUCCAGCGGUACGAUUCCAGAUGAGAGCGAGGUUUUCACUUCCUCCAGGAGUCAGGAUCAAGAGAAUCACAGACCGUCCCUCAUUGCGACACAGUCCUCGCGAAGCUUCGAUGCCUUAGAGGAAAUCGACAUUAUCCAGAGUCGAGAGAUCAGCCGCCACACUGCCAACAACCCUAUAUUCUACUGUGGACCUGACAGAAACUGCCCUCAAACAAAGGAGGUCGCCUCACUAACAAGCAAUGAACAGCCCAACCACCACAAGAGAGAGGAGCAGGGAAAAAGGGGGAAACGGCAGCCUUUGGGGGAUGUAGCUAGUGAGAGGAUAAACAAAGAAACAACCCCGCUUCUCUAUCACCUCACUGAAGCCAACAGGGUGGUGUUACAGCCCAAAAAGGAUGCUGAUUUUAGUAUAAAAGGCAAAGAGGCAAUCCUAAACAAAACAGGUCAUGGAGAUGUGGUAGUAAACGACAAUGAGAGACUUUCUCAAGGUGACAUGAGCAAGAGCGACAGAGGGGACAUCAUCUCUGUUGCCUGUAACACACUGGAUGACUCAUUUAAAAAGUACUAUAAGGAGAAGCUGAAGGAUGCCCAGUCUAAAGUCCUGCGGGAAACUUCAUUUAAAAGGAGGGACCUGCAGCUGUCAUGGCCGCACCGUAUUAGGCAAAAACCUGAGCUGAGGCCUUCAGUGAUUCACUCUUUUACCCCAUCACAGGACUCUGAGACUUCCACAGAAACACUCACUCCGUCUGUGACCUCUGAGGAGACAGAGAGGGGGAGCAUAAAGGAAGAGGUGAGGGAGAAUCAGAAAGAGUUGGGCAAAGAGACUGAAAAGGAAAACGGGAGACCAGCAAAUGUGGCUCAGCCCCAGGUUGCACGCAUUGGAGGCAGGAAGCGAUUGACUCCAGAGCAGAAGAAGAUGUGCUACUCUGAACCCGAGAAACUCAACCAGCUCGGCAGCACCCCCAGCCACUCCACUUGCCGCUCCUUCGGAAAUGAAAGCGAAAACCCAUUUGCAGCCGAAUGCGAAAAAGAGGAACGUGAGCAGCAAGGAGAGCAGGGACUGGUCGCAGCACGGAGGAAGAUAUUUGAGACAAGAGGUCGAGCCCUUUCAGCUUCUAGCGCCUCAAAGACGAACCUAAAACAUCUGCAACACAAGGCCCUGGUGGAGUACAUGGAGCGUAAAACAGGCCAGAAAGUGGCUGAGCCACAGCAACCUGUGCCUCAGUUACCACCCCCACCCAGACAGAGGCACUCUCUGGGGGAGAAACCAUUUGACUGGGGUCCCAGGCCUCUAUCAGGAAAUCAUGACAGCAAAAAUACCAAGAGGAAGCUCCACAGACCCCAUUCUGCAGGCCGCAUCCUUGACUCCUCCACCAGCUCCAUCAGGUAUGCACAGUUCUUCUCAGCACAGUCUUGUUCCAGCCAGUCAAGUCAGCCCAGAUGGAGGGAGAGCCAAGGUCCAUCUCAGGGGAAGUCUGUCUCAGUGGAGAGUCUCUUGGACCAGUCAGAACCACCUAGUUUCUUCAGGAACAGAUCCACAUCCACGCCACAUGCAUUUCAGGCACAAGACUACAAGAAGGAUCCAUUACCAGUUAACACUAUGGAAACCUGGAGUCCCCAGAAAAAUUCCUCCAAGGAUUCCUUGGUAAAGCCAGUCUCCGAGGGCCGGCAGCAUGUCCGUGUGGUUGCACAGAGGGGGAAGUCCAUGGAGGAGCUUGGGGCUUCAAAAUUAACAAGACCAUCAGCCUUGAGUAAAAGUUCUGAGCAGCUGGAUCAACUGUGGAGAUGUUCGACUGGACCUGGAGGACCGGAGGGAGACCAGAAGAGUGUUUCGUUCAUUGCCGAAGUCAGAGAAGCCCAGGGACAGGAAAGAGGGAGGAAGAAACAGUAUCUAAUGGAGCAAGUGGGAAAAGAGCCAGAGAUUGUUGGUCAGAAGAGCACUCAGGGACAGAUACAAAACCAAACCCAGAAAAAGCCCUCGUUGAAGCAGAACUCAGAACCAGGGGAGGAUGCGACAGUAGGAAUGAGGAAUUCCAGUAGGUCCACUUCCCCGGCUUCUUCCUCCUCUUCCCGAGCCAGGCUUCGCUCUCGAUCUCCUGGAUCUCACGGCCCUGUCACAGAUGAGUUCAAGUCUAGCAGACCACCCAGUGAGACUUCAUCAAACCCACCUUCCCCCAGAGGUCUGGAGAGCAGUGAGAGGGAGAUCAAAUCCACAUUGUCCACUCCUCCUCAGACAAAGCUUCCCUGUGAAAACAGGCCCUGCUUCAGUAGAGCGAGGACUUCUCCUUCUGUGACUGGAUCAGAGAGAGAGCAGUCAGUGGAUGAACCGAGCGAUGACGCCCUACUGCCUGAUUCAAACCAUGAAGUGUCUUUGAGCUGCGGCGUCACAACAGAUCCAUCACUGUGGAUUCUCCAACCAGAAGAAGAGAUCAAAGAGGAAGGCCAGAAUCCACCAUUGACAGACAGCGUUUUUGAUGACGAGUCCGCCUGCCCAGCCCCUCAGACGCAGACAAGCGAAACCUCUGUGUCUCCCCGCACCUCAGUCUCCAACACGGACAUCACUCAGCGGGUGGAGGAGGAGAAAAAUCCUGAAACGGAAGAUGAGACGUCAGGAGAAGACCACGAGUUGGAGGAGAGGGGCGCACCAGAGGGAGAGACGGAGAGCCUGGAGGGCCCCAGUGAGAGACCACAGUGGGAGGAGCUUGUGGAAGCAGUGGUCAAGACCGACCAAUCGCUGGCCAGAGUGCUCUACCCGCUGGCCAAUCGGAAGACGGCGCUGAUGCUGAUGGAGCAGCUGCUGUCGGAGGACACGCUGCUGAUGGAGGAGCACUACAAGAAGAAACAGGAGCAGAAAGGAGCUGCACAAAGUCCUGAAGCGGUUGAAGGGGCCGAACCAUCUCCUUGUCUUCCUGCUCCUGACACCCUUAAACCUCAGUAUACAGACCUUCAGAGCAAAACGGAUGUCACUGAGAAGAAGCGAUUGUUAGUGUCCUAUAUCGAAGAGCGUCUGCAUUCGCUGGAAGAGAUGCGUGGCACCCUCCAGACAGAGAUUCAGGAGAAUGUGGCCUGCGGGGAGGCACUGGAGGUACUGGUGCGUGAGCGCUGUCUGCCCGUGGAGCUGGAGAGGUACAACCUGUUCAUAGGAGACCUGGAGAGGGUGGUCAGUCUGCUGCUGUGCCUCUCUGCCCGGCUGGCCAGGGUGCAGAACGCCCUGAGCACUGUGGACCAGCACACUGAUGCUGAGGAGAAGCAAUCUCUGGACAGCCGCCACCGUCUGCUCUGCAAACAGAGGGAGGACGCCAAAGAUCUGAAGGAUAACCUGGACCGGAGAGAGAACGUGGUCUCCACCUUCCUGUCGCGCCAGCUGUCCGCCGAGCAGCUGCAGGACUACCGGCGCUUCGUCCAGACCAAGGCCUCGCUGCUCAUCAGGCAGAAGGACCUGGAGGAGAAGCAGAGGCUGGGAGAGGAGCAGCUGGAGGCACUUUCCAAUAGUCUAAAUCUGUGAGGGGAGAAGAAGAGAGGCGAAAAAAAAAAAAAGCUCUGGAUUUCUCCUUUUUGUCUUUUACUUUGCCUUGAAAGAGGGACGUGUAGAGAGUUUCAUCUGUGCUUUGCUGGCUCGGUUUGCCACAUACAGGCCAUGGAUUAUCCAGCUGGUCCAGUUGAUGUGUCUAAGCCUUUGCACUCUGUCAUGACUUUUCUUUUGUCCUUUAAAAGAGUUUGACAGAACCACAGGGGAACCCAUCAUGCCAUUCUGCUCUUCUCUCAUAACUAUAAGCCAUACAUGAUCUGAGCAGUAAAGACUUUUGAGACUGAAGUCCGUUGCCUUUCUGUCGUCUACCGCGGGUGCUCGGAAGGCUUACCCACUCUCCGCCCGACACCGUUCACAGUCUGCGCAUUCUACAGUGUGUGGCUGAAGACUCAUCCCCUUAUGUUGUACAUUUUUCCUUUGACUUCAAACAGAAGAGUGAACUUUUUCUGUUUUUUGCGUGUGCCUUGGUAUUCGUGUUGCCGUGGACCAUUCUCUGUUAGAGCUGCUGUGUGGAAACUUUGCGUCCCCUGUUAGCAAUUCAAUAACUGUCCUUCUUUUUUCAGUAAGAUGGUAGCGCUAUAGCCCUUUUAUCUGCACCUGUGGAAACCUAUUAUAAGCUUUAAGAUUGUAUUUUGACCAGUGAGAAGGCUUCAGUGAAAGAAAGUAGAGAGGCAGUGUACUGUAUCAUGUCAGUAAAAUGUACAAUAGAUGUAGUAGAUUUAAUCUUUUGUUUUUUUAAUGUUCUUAUUUUUUAAUAUGUUUCAAAUUAAGGCACUAAAAACCAAAAAAGGUGAAUGAAAAAAAAGCACUUUGUAAUGAUACACAAAUGCACAUUUCUUCAAAUCAAGAUUUGUUUUCGAAAUAAUUUCAAGUGAAAGCCUUACUCCAUCCAUCUUAACAAUACUUUUAUUUGUACUUAUUUUCUUUGUUGUGUCAUUCAUUUUAAAUAGGAAUGUUGAAAUUAUGUUUUAUAAAAGGUACAUGAGCACACCCAGCAAACGUUAAGGAUUGUGUACAAAUACUUUUCCAACUAAUUUCAUGAUGAUUUCAUGCUGGAACAGUUCCUCACAUGGAGGUGCUAAACUUCUACAAAGCGGAUUAUCAGUAAACAACAAUUACAUCACUGGGUCCUAAUGUCCCUUUGUCACAGAAGUGACACGUGAUACUUGAAAUACUUUAUUUUUUUUCUUAUAAGAGGAAAGUCCACAAGCUUCACUUCAGGUGUCUUAAUCUAAUUUUCUAUUCACUACCUCCACAACAUAGCCCCCUUAAGACACGUGUAACCUAUGAGUUUAUUUAAAUGCACACAUUAGUAUCUAGUUAAAAAGCUCUUAUUGAUAGCCCUGAAUGAAAACACACUUUUAAGUCAAAUUACAUUCCCCUCAAACAAAUCUCACAUUUUCAAAGGAUACCUGUGUUUCCUUGUUAAUAUUUGUCAUUAGUUUUGUUAGUUGUAUUAAUUUCUUUUGUACUGAAUCUUCAACUGGACUUUGCACACAUUGCACAGUCGUUAAAGAGCGAUGAGAGCUGUUGCUUUUCAUCAGAAUAUUUGCAGCGAGCGUGUGUACGUGUGUGCGUUCGCUUGGGAUUGUGAAUGUCUUACAUUUCUGUGCGUAGAGGUUAAGUCGUCGAACAGAAAGACAGAGCUUUCUCUCGGUGUUUGCUGUGUUAGUUAGCAACAGAACUCCUAUGAAGUCGUAAUAUGAUCAAAAUGUUGAAGUGAUCCAAUGUAUGGGGUUGACUGUGUGUGUGUGAUAUUUAUGUAAUAAUGACCACAAAGAGGCAGAGCAUCAUUAGCAGCCUCCAUAUACAAAAAAAAAAAAUCAUUUACUGACUAACAUAAAAUGUCAAACAAGUGGACAAGUAAACAGCUAAAAGCAGGUUUUCCUCAGAACCCGUGAAGAUAUUUUCAUGGUUCGCCACCGACCCCCCUAAAACAUUUCUCUGGAGAUUUACAACUCUGCCUGUCUCAGUUUGCUAAACAAAUGUAUGUUUGUUUUGGCCUUUGUGCUGACGCAGGGCUGAGGGGUUAGAAAGACUCUUGCGUUGUUCCCUUGCAGGCUGCUGGAAUUCCUAAAGUAUGCAAAAGACCAACAUUUUGGAGAAAGAGAAGACUCCCACAGAGGAGCAAGCACAUGGAAAAACGCUCAUUUUUAGUUGUUGCUGUUUGUGCGUAUGACAAACAUUUGACAACAACAGAGGUCACAGAGAAGGGGCCUGUUUUUGAAGUAGGGACUGGGAGAUUUUGUUUCAAGUACUGGAGGUGUGUGAUACUGAUGUGAACAGAAUCUGCUUGCAACCCAAGAAGGAAAGACAUAUUUCAGUGAGUUCCAGCUGGUGGGAUGACAGCAGAGACAUUUCUAGAUCUACUUUUUUUUCCUGUUAUAUUUCACAGUGGUUUUCUGAGAUUUUGAGUUUUGUUUUUCGUGCCUGUUUGGAGUUGUAAAUACCACAAUGUUUGUAAUAUUGUGAAUAAAUUAAGCUCUCCCUCUC